Nelumbo nucifera (sacred lotus) is the source of this 2346-nucleotide messenger RNA. RefSeq names its product P-loop containing nucleoside triphosphate hydrolases superfamily protein. Gene Ontology annotation, molecular function: RNA binding; RNA helicase activity; ATP binding. NCBI's taxonomy places the organism in Eukaryota, Viridiplantae, Streptophyta, Magnoliopsida, Proteales, Nelumbonaceae. The record is from RefSeq and is a predicted model, not a curated record.
AGAAACCUAAUCCUCACUCACUUUCCCUCUCUUCCUCUCUCUUACUCAUCACCGUAAUGCACACCCUUCAUUGUUUCUCAAUUUCUUCUUCUACCCUCAUCGAUUUUUUUCUCCGUUCUUCCUCCCUUUUCGUCUUCCCCCAACCUUCUAACGGCCCCCCUGUUCUCAGCCUCCGGUCAUGAGCAAACCACACUAACAGCCGCCACUUGAAUCCAUUAUCUUCUCGGUCGCCGGCGAAAGCUGUAUCGAGAGGAUUGUUUCUUCUCUCCAAUCUCCCGGUUGCGAUCAUCAGUCGUCAUUAUCGUUUGAAGAAAGGAAACUAAGAACGAAACACUCUCGGUUCCCUCGUUGCAGCGUCCAAUCUCAGGCCAAAUUCGAUUCUGCAUAACUAGCUACAUGUCUUUGCAAUUGGAUUUGCAGCUUAACAUAGAGUGUAUCCUCGUUCCUGCGGGUGUAACUGCUUAUGCUCCAGUGUUGAUCAGGGCAGCUGUUGUGAACAAGUUAUGGAACUAAUAAUUGGGAAAACCCAACGGAGCAUGGUUACAUUAGUUUCAGCACGGUUAUUCCUCUAUGUUGGAGAUUCUCUGCCAUUACGAAAGUUAUCAAGUUUAUCCAGUAUAACUGGGAUUCACAAUAGUGUGCGGUUCCAGAGAUCAAAUGAUAGCAAUAGUGGGCCCCUAACCCUUGCAAGCCUUGGAUUCAAACCUAAAGUUGAGACGACAAAGAGAAAUAAAAGCAAUAAGCUUGGGCAGGUAAAUGUGGCUGUUGAAAUUUCUAAGACUAAAAUCAAGCCAGUUAAGAGCAGUGGAAGCAAAAAUGAAGUUAAAAAAUUCCUUGAAAUAGAGGCAGCUCCUUUUGCUGCAAAGACAUUCUCUGAGCUGGAUCUCUCACCUUUGAUAAUUGAGCGGUUGGAGAGAGAAGGCUUCACAGUUCCAACAGAUGUUCAGUCCACAGCAAUUCCCACCAUUACAAAGAAUCAUGAUGUCGUAAUACAGUCUUACACAGGUUCUGGAAAGACACUAGCCUAUCUCCUUCCCAUACUCUCUGAAGUGGGUCCCCUGAAGAAAAAAAUAUCAAAUGGGGAUGAAUCUGAAAAGAAAACUGGUAUAGAAGCAGUUAUUGUUGCUCCUUCAAGAGAACUAGGUAUGCAAAUUGUGAGAGAAGUUGAGAAGCUUUUUGGACCAUAUGACAAGAAGAAGGUUCAGCAGCUUGUUGGGGGUGCAAACCGAUCAAGGCAGGAAGAAGCUCUUAAGAAAAACAAGCCUGCAAUUGUUGUUGGAACACCUGGACGGAUUGCAGAGAUUAGUGCAGCUGGAAAGCUGCAUACACAUGGUUGUCGUUUCCUUGUUUUAGAUGAAGUUGAUGAGCUCCUUUCCUUCAAUUUCCGUGAGGACAUGCAUAGGAUAUUGGAACAUGUUGGAAGGAGGUCCGGGGCAGACACAUCCUCCAGCUCAAAGAGUGCACUAGCUAGGUGGGCUGAACGUCAGAUUAUCAUGGUUUCUGCAACUGUGCCAUUUUCUGUGAUACGUGCAGCUCGGAGCUGGGGACGUGACCCUCUUCUUGUUAGAGCAAAAAGUGUUGUCCCACUUGAGUCUGUGCCUCCUGGACCUGUGUCCUCGUCAAGCACUACUUGUGUUUCUACAUCUAACUCAAUGACUCAAGGUGCAAUUGAGAGCUUACCACCUGUCCUGAAGCAUUACUAUUGUGUAACAAAACCGCAGCACAAGGUGGACACCCUGAGAAGAUGUGUUCAUGCACUCAAUGCCAAGUGUGUGAUUGCUUUCAUGAAUCACAACAAACAACUAAAGGAUGUUGUGUUCAAGCUAGAGGCUCGUGGAUUGAAGGCUGUGGAGCUGCAUGGGGAUCUCAGCAAGCUUGCCAGAUCGACUACUCUGAAGAAAUUCAAGGAUGGGGAGGUGAGAGUGCUGGUGACGAAUGAACUAUCAGCAAGGGGAUUGGAUGUCUCAGAAUGUGAUCUUGUGGUCAAUCUUGAUUUGCCUACUGACUCAAUACACUAUGCACAUCGUGCUGGCCGGACAGGUCGGCUGGGUCGAAAGGGAACGGUUGUCACUAUAUGCGAGGAGCCUGAGGUAUUUGUUGUGAAGAAGCUUCAAAGACAGCUUGGGAUCCCUAUUUGUGCAUGUGUGUUUACAGAGGGCAAGCUUAUUGUCUCGAAAGAAGAACAAGACCAUGAACCAGAACAGGAGGUGGAAUAAGAAUGCAAUCAUACUUAUGUACCUAGUCUUCAAGUCUUGUUUCUUCCUAUUCUUCCGAAUUUCCUGGUGGAUAAACAAAAGUUAUGCUGUUUAUUAAAAUAUGUUAAUAUUGAUAGAGGAACUUUGUUCU